Messenger RNA from Cooperia oncophora, 462 nucleotides. The record is from the annotation of a GenBank genome assembly. Lineage: Eukaryota; Metazoa; Nematoda; Chromadorea; Rhabditida; Trichostrongylidae.
AUGCAACGAAUGACAUCCGAGGUUCUUCAUCUGAAGUCCGAUAAUAUCGAAGCGUUGACGACCUCAUGGCAACCAUACGAUUCUCGACCGUGGAUCAUCGACUUCUGUGACAGGAGCGACUCCUGUCUUUCUUCUGUCAAUAGGAGGAAACUGGCGGCGAUGUUGGACGGUCUUGUGAAUGUGGGAAGUAUAGACUGUAGUCCUCGAGGGGACAGCGCCUUGUGUGAUCGUUUGGACGUCACCAGCGGCGUGAGAUACUAUCCAGCACAAAAAGUAGACAAAGAUCAUGCAAAGGUGAUGAGUUCCCUAGAUCCGAAAGAGCUCCUAGAAGAAGUGCUUUCGUAUGUAGACGAUUUAGACGAGAUUGAGGAAAAAGAUCUCCACGAACUUAUAGGUAACCUUCACUCUUCAUGGUUUCACUAUGAGCAAGUUUGGGCUGAAAGAAGAAAGAUAUUAAUUUAG